UCUCUCAGUCUCUCACAGCCCCUCUCCUGUUCCCAGGUGUUCUCCUGCCCUCUCUGCUCUCUGAUCUUCAGACGGAGGGUGGAGCUGCGGCUGCACACGGUCUCUCACACAGGGGAGAUGCCAUACAAGUGUACCUCGUGCACGGAGCAGUUCAUGCAGAAGAAGGAUUUGAAGAGUCACCUGAUCAAGAUUCAUGGAGCCCCCAAGCCCCACGCUUGCUCCUUGUGUCCCAAGUGCUUCCUGUCUCGCACGGAGCUGCGUCUGCACGAGGCCUCGAAGCAUCGCGGGGAGAAGCUGUUUGUGUGCGAGGAGUGUGGCCAUCGAGCCUCCAGCCGCAACGGACUGCAGAUGCACAUCAAGGCAAUCCACAGGAACGAGCGCCCCUUUGUGUGCGAGUUCUGCAGCCACGCCUUCACGCAGAAAGCCAACCUGAACAUGCACCUGCGCACACACACCGGAGAGAAACCCUUCCAGUGCCACCUGUGUGGCAAGACCUUCCGCACGCAAGCAAGCCUGGACAAGCACCAGCGCACUCACACAGGGGAGAGGCCCUUCCAGUGCGAGUUCUGUGAGCAGCGCUUCACCGAGAAGGGGCCGUUGCUGAGACACAUCGCCAGCAAGCACCAGGAGGGCCGGCCGCACUACUGCCAGAUCUGCAGCAAGACCUUCAAAGCGAUCGAGCAGCUGCGGGUUCACGUGAGGCGGCACAAGGGGAUGCGCAAGUUCGAGUGCACGGAGUGCGGGUACAAAUUCACCAGACAGGCUCACCUGCGAAGGCACAUGUUGAUUCACAACCGCGUGGAGAAUUACAACCCUCGCCAGCGCAGACUGCGCAACCUAGUGGUGGAGGAGGAGAAGGCAGCCCCCGCGCCACCGCAGCCCGGGGAGGGGGAGGGGCCGGCCCCCGGUGACAUCAUCAGCGUGGUGAUCCAGCCUGGCUCCAUCGUGGUGGAGGAAGUGGUAUCGACGCAGGGGGAGGAGGGCCCCGGGGAGGAAGGGGCGGAGUUCCAGAUGGUGGACGUGGUGGAACACACGCUGAUGAUGACGGACAGCUACACCGCCACGCACCACGGCACAGAGGAGGGGGAGGAGCAGGGAGGGGAGGACAAGGGGGAGAGAGACAGAGAGGCCUAGGUGAGGUGGGGGAAGCA
Molecule: messenger RNA, 1151 nt
Organism: Polyodon spathula (Mississippi paddlefish)
Lineage: Eukaryota; Metazoa; Chordata; Actinopteri; Acipenseriformes; Polyodontidae
Product: telomere zinc finger-associated protein-like
Exons: 7
Biological process (GO): regulation of transcription by RNA polymerase II
Molecular function (GO): DNA-binding transcription factor activity; RNA polymerase II cis-regulatory region sequence-specific DNA binding
Source: RefSeq, a predicted model, not a curated record